Molecule: messenger RNA, 4845 nt
Organism: Aethina tumida (small hive beetle)
Lineage: Eukaryota; Metazoa; Arthropoda; Insecta; Coleoptera; Nitidulidae
Product: kazrin
Exons: 17
Coding region: 932-4099 (1055 amino acids)
Molecular function (GO): protein binding
Source: RefSeq, a predicted model, not a curated record
GUUUUGCAGCCCGUUACGUAACCGAACAGUUCGAAACUAUCUAUAAAUUGGUAUUGAAUAAACGGGCGGCGACAAAGGAGAGAGGUGAUUCGCAAACAGGUCCUUAUCUGGAGUAGGGAAGUUGCACAAGUCGUAGCAGAAAGGCUCGGUUCUCGCCGGGCGAACCGGGGUGUGUAACGAUGCCACCCCCGUGUAGUACGCCAAUGCCCUCAGACACCCCCGAUAUUUCUGUUCCCUGUCCUUGUUCUAAUGGCAGAGGCGAUCAGCGUAGCAGGAACAAUAUAUCGGGCGCAUGCCCGUCGGCAUAGUCAAUGAAUGAAUUUAGUCCAUUUCGACUCCCCGGAUCCUAUCAACGUAAAUAACAGCAGGACCAACAAUUCAACUGACCCGCAGUGUGUAAUAAUCGGACAUUAACGUUGCGGACGUCGGUUAUGAUGUUUGCGUGGUGAUGACCGUGUCGGGCCAGCGCUGAGUCGGAUUGAUCCGUGUGUUACGAUAUUUCGGGUGGCGAUCCGUGCCUCCCCGUGCAUUUUGCAGUUUCAUAUGUGCGCACUUUUACCUGUACAGACCCUCGACGUUUCUUGUUUUUUUAUUUUAAUUAACCCCAUCCAGACGUAAGGGCAUCGGAAGGCGCGGUUCAUCCCUCGUUCGCUGAGUGCCGGAGUGCCGAAUGUGUGCGGCGUGCUGAGUGUCCGUUGGAAAAACGUUCAAUUUUCCGUUGUUAUUUGCGAUUUUCCCUAGUCAAUAAGUGAGGGUGUGUCGGCCGUUCUUGAGGCAAUGUUGACCUAAAUAUUGUCAUUAACCGGGAUCGCUGCUUUAAACCUACGUGUUCAACAAAUGUCGCUUUAAGUGGAGGUUUCGCCACGAUGAGUUCUUCGCUGACGAAAAUGGAAGCGAGGAAUUUCAAGUUCGCACACGUUGCAACGCCGCCAUGGCGCUGCUAAUGCGACGUCUACUCGUAGACGCUCAGGCAAAGCUUCGCAGAAUGGUAGAGGAACACUCUACAAACCUAACCUCUCGGAUAGACUCCGACUACCCCAACUCGAUACCUUCCCCGCUCCCGACCCCCGCUUGUGUCGUGCAGGAAUUGAAACAACAGACGGACGCCACCAUAAUCGGCCAGGUCGACGUGAAUUUUGUGAAGCCCCCGCUCGCCGCUAAUACGGAACCGCCAGCUUGCGAACUAGAUGUUAAAUGUGUAAACGAUCCGAAGAAGGACGCGAAACAAACGUCCACGGAGUCCAAGAGAACCAAGCCACUGUGCAACGCCAACUCUGUGGACUCCAAUGAAGAAGCCGGCAAGAAAACUAAAACUAAUACUGUGAAAAUUGAGGACAAAAACCCUGACAAUAAGGAGGCGACCAUGACUAUUGAAGAGAGUGUCAGCCCGAAGAAUGACAGCAGAUCAUCGCCGGAGAAUCAACGCUCCGAGUCCCCGAAGCCUGGUUGCAGCAGCCAACCAGAUCUAGAUUCAUCGUCGCCAAGGUCGGCAAGAAGUUCGGAUGGCAACAGAGAUGAUUUGUCGGCGUUGCUGCCGUCGCCGUCGAAUUACCCGAAAUCUGCGGCGGCGGUCAGACGUCUCAAGUUGGAGAACGAACGUUUACAUGCGGAGGUAACACGGUUGCGACGGCUGGUUGUGACGGGCGCUACUUCCGUGCUGGCGGAAAGGAAAGCGCCAGAAGGAGGCGAUCCCUCGUCCGUCAAUCACGCUCUGGAAAUGGAGUUACAACUGGCGAAGGAAGCGCUUUUAACUUUAAAAUCGGACAAGAGGCGAUUAAAAGCGGAAAAGUUCGACCUGUUGAAUCAGAUGAAAGAACUGUACACCACUUUAGAAGAUAAGGAAAAGGAGCUUAGAGAUUUCAUCAGGAGCUACGGUCAAGUGAGAGAGAACGAUACGUCGCUUCAGCAGCUAUCGACUGAACGGGAGGAACGCGAAAGGGAACGCUGGAGUUUGUUGCGACAUGCCAGAGAUGAGGCGGAAAGGAGCUUAUCAUUGGCCGCACAACUCAAUGCCAAAGAAGUUCAAUUGCAACAGGCACAAGAACAAUUACAAGAGGCUCGCCGUCAGUUGGCAUCAAGUGGCUGUCUCUCCGAUCAGGAAUCUUUGGCGUCUCUGCCGAGGCACAGCAUGAACGGCGGCGCCUUGACACCAGGUUCUGGAGGUUUGUUGUCCGGCCACCACGGCCUGGGACUACUUCCAGGCGAUAGGGGCAGCUGCAGCGCCGAUUCAGGGGUACGAGUCAAUUCGGACAGGGAAAGCGGCGCCACUUCCGUCGCCGGAAACUUGUCUGACUCCACCACUGAUGGUACGCCCACUAUUACCGUAGAGGGUAGCAACAACAGAGAUUUAGAUACGAUUUCUUUGAUUUCCUCCGUUCCUCCGCCACAUAUUUAUCAAAUUGCAGGAAAAGAUAACAGCCCCACCUUAUCUCCUUUAAAUGCUAACACUUUCGCUCGUUCCAUGGAUUCUGGAUCACUCUCCAGAUCCGUUGAGCAGCUUAGCUCUCCGUUAGAGCCGGAGCCUCACAACUUGAGCCGAAGGAACAAACAAUCAAACAGACCGUCAAGUGGAAGAGGUGGGACUUGGGGUAGUAUUUCCAGAGUAUUCGCUAGAUCCAGACAUAGAAACAAGACCAAUUCACUUCAAGAAACUAGUGAACACAGCUACGAACCUUAUCGGAGCUGGUCUCCUUUAACCGAGGAAGGAUAUGCAGAGAAGCUCCGUCUGUUGCGCGAAGCCAGUUCCAUUCCGAUGGAAAGGUGGAGGGCUCCGACUGUUCUGGCAUGGCUGGAGGUCGCUCUUGGAAUGCCCCAAUAUGGGGCCAGAUGCGCCGAGAACAUCAAAAGUGGAAAGAUUGGUCCUUUGCAUGGUCAGGUCCUUCUAGAGCUGAGUGACUUAGAAUUGGAAUGCGGCCUUGGAAUCACGCACCCGAUGCACAGGAAGAAGUUGAGAUUGGCGAUCGAGGAGCAUCGUCAUCCAGCGCUCGUAAGAUAUCCUUGUAUCGCACAGCUGGGGCACACCUGGGUCUCCAGCGAGUGGUUGCCGGAUUUAGGUCUACCACAGUAUUCGGAAAGUUUCACUUCAAAUAUGGUGGAUGCACGGAUGUUGGAGCAUUUGAGCAAAAAGGAAUUGGAAAAAUAUCUGGGUGUUACUAGGAAGUUCCAUCAAGCUUCAGUAGUACAUGGAAUUCAUUUGUUAAGAAUUAUGAAAUACGAUAGACAGGCUUUAGCUGUACGAAGGCAUCAAUGUGAAAGUGUAGAUGCCGAUCCUCUCGUGUGGACCAAUACUCGAUUUAUUAGAUGGGCCCGUAGUAUUGAUUUAGGAGAAUACGCCGACAAUUUAAAAGACAGUGGAGUACAUGGGGGGUUGGUAGUUCUCGAGCCGUCAUUCAACGGCGAUACAAUGGCAACGGCUCUCGGAAUACCCGCAAACAAGAACAUAAUUAGGAGACACCUGAACGCCGAAUUGGAAGCGCUCGUGUUGCCGGCAAGAUCCACACUAGAGCACUAUGUACGAGUAAGGGCCAAAGGCCGCGGGGCCCCAGGAGUAUCCUUGGGACGAUCUUUUUCACGGUCUUGCGGAGGCUUAACCGCACCCCUCCAAAUUAACAAAGAUCAAACCAUCGUCGACUCACGAAAAGCCAGUAUCAAGGGUUCAUUAAGUCGCGCCCUAGGCCUAACGAAAAGCAAAUCCGAACGAGAACGCGAAAAACAAUCGCCCACAUCCAGUUCGGAGAGUUCGUCGGUGGUGAGCAGGAUCAGUCCGCCCCUUCUCUACUACCGGAACUCCAGAAACUCGGGUGAGGAGUCCCCGAUUUACGCACAACCAUUCGCCCACGCCCAAAACCUGUACCAAAGACGAUCGGAGGACUACGACACGUACGUUUGCAGUUCGAUCAGAUCGAUAGGCGAGUACGAUGUCACCAAAAGCGCCACGAACAUAAUGAAGCCUGACCAAAGAGACAACAUAUCAGCGAAAAGCGAAAAGUUUAAGAUGAUCAGUCACUUGAAGGGCGGCAGUCUGCACAGAAACAGGAAGCAGCACAGAAGAGUCAGGAGUAUUGGGGACAUAGACAUUAUUCACGUUGAAGCUGUGUAAUUUAUUCGGGGCUUAUUUUCAGACACGUGAUUUUGUGUUCAUUUUGAUAUUUGUGUUUUUAGGAAAUAACAAAGCUUCAGUCAGUGUAACGUUUUAUUCGAGUCAGUUUCACCGCAUCAUUGCAAUUGAUUUUAAGCAAUAUUUGCCAAUAAUGUAGGGUUUAUUUUAAGAAUCGAUUAUUCCGCUUAACUAAACGCUGAAUAAUUAACGUUCUUUGCUCAAUAGCGAUUUUAAUAAUUUUUCUUAAAACGUGUACACAUACUUAGGGAAAUGUAGCUUAUUAAACAUAAUUGCAUGGAUGAUCUAUUUUAACAUUGUAUUGUUAACAACACGGAUAGUAUUACAUAAUAAAAUUUCUCUAUAAAUUGAAAUUAUCUUUUGAAAUUUGUUUCUGAAAUUUGGCAAUACAAUAUUAAAUCAUUUCCAUUAAGAGUGAUAAAUUAAAUUUAAUUGUACGACAUGUAUUUAUAUCUACAAUUGUGUUACUGUGAAUAUUGUAUUGUGAAACUAUGUGUUAAAUUAUAAGACUUUGUAAUAUUUUUAAUAUACAAUUUGUGAAGCACGUCAAUUUUGUUUGGUCGUUGGUCGUUUUUAAUCGUUUUGAGCAUUAUUUAAUCAACUAUUUAUUCACCCAAUUCUAAUCAUUUUAAGUACCUUAUUAUUCAUAAUUUUGCUUUAAAUUUAUUAUAUUUAUUGUUGAAUGUUUUGUUAUACUCCCAUUCUUUUGAAAUAAAUUAUUUAUUCAA